UAGAUUUUCCCUGCUUUCUCUCCUAAAGCUGAUUCCUUGCAGACAUGGUCCGUACAAUCAACUGCAUCGUCGCGGUGUCCCAGAACAUGGGCAUUGGGAGGCAUGGAGACCUGCCCUGGCCCAUGCUCAGGAAUGAGUUCAAGUACUUCCAAAAAAUGACCACAACUCCUUCAGUAGAAGGCAAACAGAAUCUUGUGAUAAUGGGGAGGAAGACCUGGUUCUCCAUUCCUGAGAAGAAUCGACCGCUGAAAGACAGAAUUAAUAUAGUUCUUAGCAGAGAACUGAAGGAACCUCCUCAUGGAGCUCAUUAUCUGGCCAGCAGUCUGGAUGAUGCAUUAAACCUUCUCGAACUUCCAGAACUAGCAGAUAAGGUAGACAUGGUUUGGAUAGUUGGAGGCAGCUCUGUUUAUCAGGAAGCAAUGAAGAAACCUGGCCAUCAGCGCCUGUUUAUAACAAGAGUUUUGCAAGAAUUUGAGUGUGACACAUUUUUCCCAGAAAUUGAUCUACAGAAAUAUAAACUUCUCCAAAAUUAUCCAGGUGUUAAUACUGAUGUCCAAGAAGAAAAAGGCAUUCAGUAUAAAUUUGAAGUAUAUGAAAAACAUGAUUAAUAUGAAAGGUUUGAAGACUGUUAUUUCCAACCAAUUUUUCCACCAAAAAUGAAGUGUCUAUCAUGUUAGUAUAAAAACUAUUAUUAUAGAUAUUGUUUAUUCUUUUUAAUUUUUCAGUCAAUAAAAUUUUAUUAAGU
Messenger RNA from Gracilinanus agilis (Agile Gracile Mouse Opossum), 745 nucleotides. It is a transcript of the gene DHFR, whose product is annotated as dihydrofolate reductase. Gene Ontology annotation, biological process: folic acid metabolic process; tetrahydrofolate biosynthetic process; dihydrofolate metabolic process. Gene Ontology annotation, molecular function: dihydrofolate reductase activity; NADP binding. The record is from RefSeq and is a predicted model, not a curated record. The coding region runs from base 45 to 608 and encodes 187 amino acids. Lineage: Eukaryota; Metazoa; Chordata; Mammalia; Didelphimorphia; Didelphidae. Gene Ontology annotation, cellular component: mitochondrion. The transcript is spliced from 6 exons.